GUUAAACAUUAGGAAAUCUUCGAUUUGAUCUUUGUCAUGCCUCGUUGUUGUUCAGUACUUGGCUGUAGGAGCAAUUACAAAUCCACUAAAGAGAAUGUUUCAGUAUUUCGAUUUCCUAAAGAUCCUGUGAGAAGAUUAGAUUGGAUUGAUGCAAUACAUAAAGAUAAUAAAUUCAAAAUUACUACUAAUACUGUUGUUUGUAUCAAACAUUUUUUAGAUAAAGACAUUUUAAAAGAGGACGUUCUUCCGACAUUAGAUGGUUCAUUUAUAAGGGUACCCAGGAAAAUUCCCAAGUUGAAGGAUGAUGCAAUCCCUUCAAUUUUUCCAAAUCAGCCAAGUAAAAAGUCACCCUCAGUCUUUCCUGAAAGAACUGAUCCAGAGGAAAGUAACCAAAAUGAUUUGGACAUACAAGAUCAAAUCGAAUCAUUUUCUCAUUUUUGUUCUCAUUUUAAAGACAAGGAAAUUUCCAACUUUCUUUUCAACGUCAAAGAAAAUAAUUCUGUUGUGUUUUAUAAGAUUAAUUUUGAAGGUGUGAUUCCGAAAAUAACAUCAGGGUUUAAAAUUCUUAAUGAUUUGAAAGUUGAAGUAUUUAGAGACAAUAUCAAUGUACCUAUUUCUGAAUUUAACAGUUUAUUAGGUGACAGGUAUAUUUGUGAUAGAUGGUCAAAAUUUGAAAACUUAAUUGUGCAAUUGAAUAGAAUCGAUUUAGAUUCAGACUCCUCUGCUGAUACCUGCAAAUCCUCAGAUCCAUUGGUUGUCAAUGAAGUUAAGGAAGAAAUUAAGAAAAUUGAUAACACCAUUAAAAGUUGUAUGCAAAAACUAGAAGAUAUUCAUGGGGAUGAUAUUAUGGGGAUGAUCAUUUAUAAAUAAAUAUCUGACAGUGCGAACAGAAUCAAAAUUAAAAUAAAAAACUGUUUAAAUAAUAUUUUUCACAAGUUGUCUUUUUGGUGACUUGAGUCAUUGCAAAGUUGAAGUGCUGACAUUACCUAAGCUUUUCUACACAGAAAGGCCCAAUCAGUGAAUUAGUGAUCAGUGAAUUCUACAGGAAUUUGCAUUUACAUAUGUGAAUUUCAAGGAAAAAUCCAAAUAUUUUAUUGCAGGGAAUUAACUCAUUGUGCAUAUUUGUUUAUUUGAAAGCCUAACCAGAAAAAUUUAAUCAGUUCGAUGAUAUAUUCAUAAUCAAUUUAACUUUCAUUCGAAUUGAGAUCUAAAAAAUUUAAUUUUUGUAUUUUUAUGCAACAAUAUCCUUAUCACAUCCAUGAGAACUUUUCUCUUUUUCGUCUAUAUUCUUUACAAACUUAAUUUUUUCUUGACUUCUCAACUCGUAUUACCUAUCUCAAUAAUACACAGUAUCUGAAAUGGAUGGAAAUAUCAAUCUCGAAGGAAUUACAAUCCACAAGUUACUAUCGGGUGAGAAAUCACAGCAGGUCUUAAUAGUCAACUAUUUAUUAUUAUGUAUAAUAAUAAUGCAAACAUACAAGUGAAAAUAAUCAAUGAAAAAAAAUAUAUAUAUGUAUAUAAAAUGUAUAAUAUGCUAUAAUUUUAUUUGCGAAAAAGAAACUUACGGCAUUGUUUAUAUGUAAGGUCCC
Messenger RNA from Harmonia axyridis, 1589 nucleotides. RefSeq lists its product as uncharacterized. The transcript has a single exon. Lineage: Eukaryota; Metazoa; Arthropoda; Insecta; Coleoptera; Coccinellidae. Gene Ontology annotation, molecular function: sequence-specific DNA binding. The record is from RefSeq and is a predicted model, not a curated record. The coding region runs from base 37 to 870 and encodes 277 amino acids.